CUGUCUGUUUUUACAAGUCGUAGCGGGAACAGUGUGCUUCUGCUUUCUCUGUAUGAUUGAACAUUGUCGUCAAGCAAUUUGGGUUGUGUCAACCGAAAUUUUCACGGUGUGAAGACAAUCAACGACGAAGAAACGCGGGCGGUGUGAACACUGGCCAUCUUGCAUGUCAAGGAGAAUCUAGGUGGGAUUCAGUGUUUCUUAGUCGCAAUCAAUCUAUGGUGAACUAUCGUCACAGCCUGUGGGGAAAAAUUUAGCGUUCCGAACAACACACAAAUUUUGACGUCUCAGUCAAGGGGGUAAACAUGAAAGUUCAAAUUUAUUCUAAUCACCCUAAAUUUAUGAGAAAUCCGAUCAACCAUCGUUGAUCAUCACUAGCUUACAGUGUGGGUUUAGAAUGAACUUCAUUUUUGGUUCAUUUGUAUGAACAUGCUGAUUUCACUUUGGAUCCAAAUUUGAACGACAAAUUUAGAGCCUGAUUUCAAUGAACAUUCAAUUUAGGUCGUAGGGAAUUUGCUUGGCUUAUGAUCCUGGUGGAUUUCAUAUCUUGCCUAACAGGUUGAGACUUGAUGUUUCAAGUGAAAGUGCUUUUGUUUAAGAUAAGUACAACAACUACAAAUAGACCAUAUAAACAGAUUUAUUACAAGUGGAGCAAGACCAGAUGAGCUGCGUUCGUUCCGAUAUUAGCUUUUGAAGAUACAACAAGCAGCUGUUGAUGUAGCCACGAAAACAAGUAUCAUCUUCUACGCAGAACUAUUGCUCCAAGAGUACUUCUAUCGGUGUACUAGCGCAUCAACGUCGUGCUUGAUAUACACGAGGACAGCUGGUGCCGAAAU
Molecule: messenger RNA, 833 nt
Organism: Amoebophrya sp. A120
Lineage: Eukaryota; Dinophyceae; Syndiniales; Amoebophryaceae
Source: the annotation of a GenBank genome assembly